This is a messenger RNA of Nothobranchius furzeri (turquoise killifish), 4201 nucleotides long. RefSeq names its product leucine rich repeat and coiled-coil centrosomal protein 1 (gene lrrcc1). The record is from RefSeq and is a predicted model, not a curated record. Gene Ontology annotation, molecular function: protein binding. NCBI's taxonomy places the organism in Eukaryota, Metazoa, Chordata, Actinopteri, Cyprinodontiformes, Nothobranchiidae.
UCUUUAAGAUGAGCUGAAAGAAAACUGUAAAAGAAAUCAAACAAAUUAUGAAAAGUUGAUUAUUUAAAUCGAGAAACAUCAUACGUUUGCAAAUAAUCACCGUAAAUAUUUUUUGUGUAACACGAAAAGUCAUCUUUUGCAAAAUGUUCCAUUUUCUAAAAUUCAUAUUCUAUUUCACGUUUAGACAAGUUUGGACGGGCUCCUUAGUGGGCGGAACGCCAAAACCCUUCCCCGGAUGUGACCGUUAGCAACGUCAUGCAAACAAGGAAGUGAAACUCAGAAGCGGCUAGUUUAAGUUUUUUUUCCAGCUGAACCACUACUAUUGCCAUUAGAAACGGACAAUAUGUUGUUUUACUAAAUAAAUAAAUAAUGCUUGGUUAUUUUAUAGGAUUUGUGGCAGUUUUAACCGCUGCAUGUUGACGGCUUGUAAUGGUUUUAUCUCUUUUGAACUCCUCGGUUGGUAGCUAACUUUAGGCUAGUCACCGGGCUAACGACUUUGGGUAUAUUUUCCUCUGAAUUCCAGCAAUUUGUCUGCACAGUUCAUUUCUUUUGGCAGAAAUAUAUGGCUCUUGUUAGCUGGUUUAUAUUAUAUAAUCGUUUGACAGACAUCACAAACGGACGAGUGCAUGAAUAUCGCCGUUAUGGGAGACAAAGAAAUCUGCCUUAUUGACAAGAAGAUUACAAGUUUGCUGGGUCUUCCCUUGAGUCCUGCUGUGACGUCACUGAAUGUGCAUUGCAAUCACAUAACAAGGAUCGAAGGUCUGUCCUCAGCUUGGCAUCUACGACACUUAGACCUUUCUUCCAAUCGCAUUUCUAAGAUUGAGGGUCUGAAUUCCCUCACUUCUCUGCGGACUUUGAAUUUAUCAUCCAACUUAAUCACUAAGGUUGAAGGACUGAAUGGCCUUGUGAAUUUAACAAGAUUAAACCUGUCCUACAAUCAGAUUAAUAAUCUUACUGGUCUGUUGUAUCUCCAUGGCACGGAGUACAAGCUCAAGCACCUCAGUCUCCAUAGCAACUACCUAGACAACAUCGAUCAUCUUCUGCAGUGCCUUUUGGGGUUACAAGGUUUACGGGACAUCACUUUAAGUCAGGAUGGUGGAGACAACCCUGUCUGUAGUUCACCAGGUUACUGGGAUGUGGUUAUGGAGUCGCUGCCACAAAUUUCUGUUCUGGAUAGACUGGAUCGACUGAGACAUCCACCAUCUCCUGGUAUCAGUAGCCUCUGUGACAUCCCUGGAGGCCUGGAGGACUACGUGGAGUUUUUGCUCUCCUCAGAUACAAGUCACAGCGAAGCAAUUAAGGGGGCUGUUGCGACUCCCCGCAUCGACAAGGUGCUUACCCAGGUUCGUCAGCAGAUUGCCUCAGAAGCAGCCACAGAUCCAGUCACACAGCCAGUCAGUCAGAGCUCCCAGCCAGUUCGUUCCACUGCAGCUGAUCUACCGCAUCCCAUUAAUGAAGAACGACUUAGGAAACUGGAGCACCAGGUGUCCCAACUCAUCCAGCAGGUCCCUGUGGGUGAAAAAUCAACUAUGUCUACCCAGUCUGUGGUUAAGCUACGGAAAGCCAAAAGGGACACAGAUCAUACAUCAGAAAGUGAGUGUGAGAGUGGGAAGGAAAACCAGAAUCACACAAGGAUACUCAAACAAAGUAGCAUCAUGACUUCAAGUGCGUCCACUCAGGAGACCAAGAGCACGAGAUCAGACAGCGAUCAUGAAAUUUGUAAACUCAAGACUUCAAAGUUUGCUUUGGGGCCCAGAAGAAAAAGUGCUAUUGGAGGAGGGGUUCAGGCAGCAGCACAAACAAGAAAAGCACCUUUGAGAGCAGCCAAGGCUUCAGGCGAUGUCAAAGCAAAGUCCAUCCAAGGAGAAGAAACCUACAGGACGAUUGUGGAAGAGCGUGAUCAGGAAAUGGAGAGACGUUGGAAGGCGGAGCAAGCUGUGCGAAAGCUGACGGAGGAGUUGAAGUGCCUGCAGACAAAGGUCAGCGAGGAGAAGGACCUCCAGAGCAUGGCUCUGCACACCACAGACAGACUGAAGGAGUUGCUGCUGAAAGAGAGAUCAGGACGCUCUGAGCUACAGGCUCAUGUUGAGGAGCUGGAGAGGAGGUGUCAGUCUCUAACCCAGCAGUUGGAGCAGGCCCGCAGCAGUGAAGAGCAACACAAGACUGCAUUGCAUAGAUUGGAGGAAAGCAUCACCCACAGAGAUGCACUCAGGGCCUGCCAGCAGGCGGAAGAGAUGAAACGUUACCAGGAGCUGGAAAACAAGGCAGCAGCUCUGAAGAGAGAGCUGGACAUUCAGAGAGCCUCAGUCCACCAGCACAAAGACAAACUGCAGCAGCUGCAUGAGCUACUGGCUUCUAGAGAACAAGAGCACAGAAGGCAGCUGGAGUUGCGGUUACAGCCUGGUGGGGCAGAUUUCAGGGAGGCAGUGGCGAAGGAAGUAACAUUGGUGGAUGAGAAACACAAACAAAAGGAGGCAGAGCUGCAGGAAAAACUGACAGAGGGCAGGAAACAGUACGCUGCUCUGGAGGAUGAGUUCCGCAUGGCGCUAACCAUCGAGGCUGCUCGCUUCUCUGAGAUGAAGGAGGCGUGUGAUCACAUGACUGCAGAGCUGAUGGAGCUCAAGGCGGCCCUCGCUGAGUCUCAGCAGAGGGAGAAGAAAUCAGCCUCUCUGGUGCCAGAACUCACAGCUAUGGUGAAAGAACAGAAGACUCGCAUCUCUGAGCUCAUCAAAGCCAAGAAAGAUGCUGUCACUGAUCUCAAGAACCGGCUGUACUCCUUGGAAGGAGAGGUGGAACAGAGCCGGCGACAGAAACUGCAGCUCGAGGUUCUUAAGAAAGACAAGGCACGGCUCAUGUCUCAGCUCACAGCUCAGGAGUCUGUGAUAGACGGCCUUAGAGCCGAGAGGAGGAUCUGGGGCCAAGAGCUCGCUCAGCAAGGUGCAUCUCUGGCGCAGGAUCGGGGGCGCCUGGAGGCUAGGAUUGAGGUGUUGACCAAUGAGCUGGAAUCUCAGAGGAAACAGAAUCAGAGGGAUGAAGAUGCCCUUAAAAUAAAAACCAAAAUCAUGGAUGACCAGACAGGGACUAUUCGCAAACUCAAACAGUCGCUGCAGGAGCGUGACGAUCAGAUCCGUAGGCUGAGGGAGGAAGCUUUGCAGAUCCAAAAGACGUUCCAGCAGCAGCUUGAGGAGGAAACAGGCCAACAGGCUGAGCUCAAGGAGCAGCUGGCACAUCUGAAUCUGCAUAAGAAUGAGCUGAAACAGCAGGUGGAAGACAAGGAUGCAGAACUUGAGGAGAUCAGACGAGUGUACAGAGACUCCAACAAGAAGUGGCAGGAGAAGGCAGAGCUACUCACUCGACUUGAGAGCCAAGUGAAGCGCAUGAAGGAAAAUUUUGAUUCCAAGGAGCGCCAGCUGCUGGAGGAAAGAGAUAAAGCAGCAGAUGCACACAAAGCUGCCGUGGAAAAGUUGCGCUGUGUGGAUGAUGCUUUUCGUCAACAACUGGAGUCUGUCCAGGCCGCGCAUCAAGCUGAGCUGCUCGGGCUGUCUAAGGAAAAACAAACACAGAUAGAACAGGCUAAUCAGAAGGUAUUUGAAGUAGAAGAGGAAAUGCGUCAACUUCUCCUGGAGACAGAAGCUAACAAAAGAAUCAUGGAGGAGAAAAUGAAACGUCUCACGAGUGUGCUAAAAGACUUCAACACAUGAAUUAUUAGAACACUGGACAGUUCGAAUUUUGAAACAGUUUUCAAACACAAAUGUAUUUUCUGUAAAUUGGGUAAAAUAUUUAUUGCGCUUUAGUCUGAGCUAUCUAAUAAAUUCAUAUUGAAAGAAUUGAGGUGUUUAUUCAAUAAUAAAGAGGAUGAGUCAGAUGCAGAAAAAGGUUUCAGCUCAGGUUACUAGAAUUUGCAAUUCUCUGUUUGGUCAACCAAGAAAACAUAGUAUAGUGAAUGUUUACUCUGUCAGGGCUCUUGCAGGUUACAUUUUUCUCAUUUCACUUACAGGUUUCACAGUUCUGAAGUACUAAGAUUUAUUUGUUAUGCAAAAACCUUAAAAUUGGAGAUGUUUCUAGUUUUUAACAGAUCAUUUUUGCUUUGUUGAAAACAAACAAAAACUGCAUUUUAAAAGUAAUUUCGACGAGUAAAAUCCCAGUUUUUGUCAAACAUGCUGAAGAUUGAGAUAGAGGUUAAUAAAGCUAUAUUUUUAAA